This is a messenger RNA of Paramecium tetraurelia, 776 nucleotides long. RefSeq lists its product as uncharacterized. Gene Ontology annotation, cellular component: Golgi membrane. NCBI's taxonomy places the organism in Eukaryota, Ciliophora, Oligohymenophorea, Peniculida, Parameciidae. The transcript is spliced from 5 exons. Gene Ontology annotation, biological process: vesicle-mediated transport; protein secretion. The record is from RefSeq and is a predicted model, not a curated record.
AUGUAAAUUUGUGAUUUCCCUUUUAUAGAAUUACGAAUUCAAUACCCAGAUUGUGGGUUUUAAUUAAUUUAAAUUAAUAAACUCAACAUGUAAAUUGCAGAUGAACAAUAAGAUGUUUAACAUUCCAUCCCAGACCUCGACAACGUGAACAUCAAAUUAGGAGACGACGAAAAGAAAGUUAAUCAAAUCUCAUCCAACACUGUCUCUUAAGUCCAAUAACCUCAAUAGGUUGCCAUCCAAAUGCAGCCACUCCCCCAAAAAGCAGCAGAUCCUUCCUUUCUUUCAUAAUUGUUUCAUUGUUUAUUUAAGGGUCUUGCCAUUUUUGUAUUUUUCAUUCCAGAAGGCUUACUAAAUCUCACAUACUGUUUUAUCGUCGUAGUGAUUUUAUCAGCAAUUGAUUUUUGGACCGUCAAGAACAUCACCGGAAGGUAAAAACUUGUUGGUUUGAGAUGGUGGUCAGAAGUAAAGGAAGAUGGAUCUGAGGAAUGGAUAUAUGAAUCUCAAGUGGCUAAUUUUAUCCCUAAUCCAUUCAAUUCAAAUGUCUUUUGGUUUGCAUAAUUUGGUGUUGUAUUGACUUGGGGAAUCUUAAUCUUGUUGGAUUUAAUUGGUUUAAGAUGGUUUAAUGCUGUCUUAGCAAUGACUGCCUUUUGCUUGACAGGAAUUAAUUUCGUGGGAUUCUAUAAAUGUAGAGGAGAACAUCAAAAGAAAGCCAAAGAAUACAUGACUAAAAUUGGGUUGAAGGCAAUAUAGUAAUGGUGAAAUUGUUAUUAUAAUAA